GUAAUUUCCACUCUGUUAUCCAAAUAACGAACUCCAACCCCAAUAUUCCCAUCUUUGAUCUCAAAGCUCAAACCUUUAUAAACCCUAAACCCAGUAAUCCAAAACCCACCUCAAUUCUCUACAAAGCCAAUGGCUUUAGCAAUUUCCCAUGCUCUUCUCUGCCCCAAAUUACAGUUUCCCCAAAGGAAUUUCCGCCCUAAAGCUCCAGCCCUGAGUUUCUCACCUCCCAAUUUCAGAGCAAUUCCACAGAAUAGAAGGAUAGUGUUGGCCGCUGCAUCUGCAGCUGGAAGUUCUAAUUCAGACAGUGGUUUGAAUCCGUAUGAGGUUCUCGGUGUGAACCCGAUUGAGGGGUUUGACAUGGUCAAGGCAGCGUAUAAGAAAAAACACAAGGAGGCUGUAAGCAAUGGUGAUGAAGAAGCUGCUGCUAGACUGGAGAAAGCAUAUGACAAACUUAUGAUGGCACAACUAACAAACAGGAAGAAAGGCUUGACAUUUGGUUCUUUUAAGGUUUCAAAGGAUAUAAAAUAUGCCGAUAAGCAACCGAUUGUACCAUGGGGGCCUAGGUUCACCAAAUCCAGUGUACAAGAUAUGCGUAUCAAUCUGGCAAUCUCUGCCGUAUUUGUAGCUUGGCUUGUUAUUGUGCAAAACGCUGACUAUAAACCCCUCCAAUUUUUAUCCUUUGCAUUCGUUUAUCGCAUUUUUGAGAAGUUGAAGACCUUUGAAAAACCUGUAACUCCAACAUACACAGAAGAUGGUGAGGAAGUGGGGAAGGGACUGCAGAUGGGAAAACGGCUGCUACGUGCUCUUGGACUAGUCUUUGGCUGUAUUGCUGUGGCUUCUCUGGCAUACACUGGUUCUCUGAAUGUGAUCGAGUAUAUAGCUAGUUACGUUCCUGCUAUUCUUUACAAUAACCAGGAAUUGAUAAUCACCUCAGUAACUGCAGUCAUGCUCUACGUUAUGGCAUCAUAUUACAGGUGAUGAAACCUCUCUAUAAAUCCUGGGGGACAUGCAGUGAGUUAUCAUGAGCAAACUACGAAUGAUAUUCUCUAUUAGCUUAGUUGUCAAAGUAUUUUGAAACGAGGAAUCAAUCUUGUAAGCUGAAAUUUUGGGAGGAAAAUGUUUUGAAUUCAAUUCCAUUAUUAUGUAAAUACCAACUAAUUAGUAUGGGUUGGUUUUCUGAGUUGUCAGUGACUGAUGUAGAGCGAAGUAAUAUGAACUAAUAAGCAUAAUCUUUUCUCAGA
Messenger RNA from Rosa chinensis, 1241 nucleotides. RefSeq lists its product as uncharacterized. The record is from RefSeq and is a predicted model, not a curated record. Gene Ontology annotation, cellular component: chloroplast membrane. The transcript is spliced from 10 exons. NCBI's taxonomy places the organism in Eukaryota, Viridiplantae, Streptophyta, Magnoliopsida, Rosales, Rosaceae. The coding region runs from base 130 to 978 and encodes 282 amino acids.